CUGACUGAGGAGAGCGAAGAUGGUUUAGUGGAGAGACUUUGAUGCGGGAAUUUUUCUUCUUUUUUGUCAAGCAAGUCGCGUUGAAAGUCAUACCGAGGGACGUACGGGAAGACGCUUAAGGAGUUCUCUGAGGGGGUUAUGAGAGGAAUUUUGUUGUUUUAGUGUGCGGGGUUUGUUUUUUUGGGGGAAAAUAUUUGGACAUGGCAGCUCGUGCUUUUGGUCGGGGCGCGAGACACUUUUAUUGAGGGUUGUUAGCUAGCGAGCUAGCCGAGACGCGGGGUUUUAACGUAAACGCUGAAAAGUUGGAUUUUACAGAGUGUAAGAAUCGUCAAACAUCAAUUUUUCCGAAGGUUUGGUUUACCAUCGACGACAGAACACAUUUUUUGGAUGUCUAAAUGCGGUUUGGGAGAUAAAUCCUGUCUCCUCGCUGUGUCCCCCCCACCUUUCCCUUCUUAUGGACCGGGUUGCUAUGGAUGAUUUACCCGAGUGGACACCUUCAGACUAAGAUUUUUUUAAAUAUAUAUUUUUUUCUAUAUAACCCGAUAUUAUGGACUAUACUAGUUUUUAGGAUUAACUCUGAAACUGGAUAUCAUUGCAAACAUUUAUUUAUGAACUUGUAACUUGAGAAGAAAGACAGACAGAAAGAAAGAGGACAAAAAAAAUCUGACUUCAAACUAUCAUUUAAGAAGAAGAAGGAAAAAAACUAAUAAAAUAGUUGUUUUAUUAUGUUGUUAAUAAUAAUAAGUACCAUGAAUUUAGUCAGGUGGAAACGUUUCUCUUUGAGAAAUGGAUGGGACAGACUGAUUCAUGUCCAAGUCUAGUCACCACUUUUUAAACAAACAAACAUUUAUUAUUAUUUUAAAAUUACUUAUAACUUAUAAGUUACGAUAAAGUCUAAGAUUGAUCCUGAACUUAAAAAAAAACAAAUAAGGAUGUUUUUUAUUUGUUGUGUGGACUGUUUUAUAUCUCACAUUGGAUCAGUGAAGCUGAAGAUGCUUUAGUGAAGAUCCUUGAUAUCACUGGCGCUUCAUGAACAUUCGGAAGAAAAUACUCAAAAAAGAGACAGGUCUAUCUUCAUCUUUAUCGUAAGCAGGAGCAGCAUCGUUGGUGCAUGAUUUGUUUCGGAUUUAAUCCCGAACUGAGGAUUAAACCAUCAGCCUGAAGAUGGGAUCUGCGACCAAACUUGCGUUUGCCGUUUUCCUCAUCUCCUGCUCAUCAGGGGCGAUCUUGGGCCGAUCGGAGACGCAGGAGUGUGUGUUCUACAACUCCAACUGGGAGAAAGACCGGACGAACCGCAGUGGAAUUGAGAUGUGUACCGGAGAGAAAGACAAGCGCCGGCACUGCUUCUCCACAUGGAAGAACAGCUCGGGAACCAUCGAGCUCGUCAAGCAGGGCUGCUGGCUCGACGACGUCAACUGCUACGACAGUAGCGAGUGUGUAGAGAGGAAGGACAGUCCAGAUGUGUUUUUCUGCUGCUGUGAGGGCAACAUGUGCAACGAGAAGAUUUACUACAGUCCUGACACUCAAGAAAAAGAGAACAUUUCGAACCCUCUGACACCGAAGCCAGAGCUGUUUAACACACUGCUCUACUCUCUGGUGCCAAUCAUGGGCAUCGCAGCCAUCCUGCUCUUCUCCUUCUGGAUGUACCACCACCACAAGCUGGCGUACCCGCCCGUGCUUGUCCCUACACAGGACCCCGGUUUAACUCCGCCCUCUCCACUCCUGGGCCAGAAGCCGCUGCAGUUGCUGGAGGUCAAGGCCAGGGGGCGCUUUGGGUGCGUAUGGAAGGCACAGCUGCUCAACGAACACGUGGCUGUGAAGAUCUUCCCCAUCCAGAAUAAGCAGUCCUGGCAGAACGAGUACGAGAUGUUCAGCCUGAGUGGGAUGAAACACGAGAACAUCCUCAACUUCAUCGGCGCUGAGAAGAGAGGGAACGGCAUGGACAUCGAGCUCUGGCUCAUCACAGCUUAUCACGAGAAGGGCUCACUGACUGAUUACCUGAAGGCGAAUGUGGUGUCCUGGAACGAUCUGUGUCACAUAGCUCAGACUUUUGCGCGAGGUUUGGCGUACCUGCACGAGGACAUCCCGGGCCUGAAGGACGGACACAAACCUGUCGUCGCACACAGGGACAUUAAGAGUAAGAACAUCCUGCUGAAAAACAAUCUCACUGCCUGCAUCGCCGACUUCGGCCUCGCCCUCAAAUUCGAGGCGGGAAAAUCAGCAGGUGACACACACGGGCAGGUGGGUACUCGGCGCUACAUGGCUCCAGAGGUGUUGGAAGGAGCCAUAAAUUUUCAGCGUGACGCCUUCCUGAGGAUUGAUAUGUACGCCGCAGGGCUCGUGCUGUGGGAACUGGCGUCCCGCUGCACUGCUGCAGACGGUCCAGUGGAUGAGUAUGCGUUGCCGUUUGAGGAGGAGGUGGGUCAGCAUCCGUCGUUAGAGGACAUGCAGGAAGUCGUCGUCCACAAGAAACUCAGACCCACUUUAAGAGAGUACUGGCAGAAACAUGCGGGCCUGGCCACGCUGUGCGAGACCAUAGAGGAGUGCUGGGAUCACGAAGCCGAGGCCCGCCUCUCGGCCGGCUGCGUGGAGGAGCGCAUCAUCACUAUGCAGCGACAGACCAACCUCAUCGCCCCCGACGACAACCUCAUCCUCGUCACCAUGGUGACCAACCUGGACUACCCGCCCAAAGAGUCCAGCCUAUGAUGCAGCCCCUCGUCAGCCAAUCGGACUGCAGCAGGUGUGGCGCGAUGUGGAGCCACAGGCGUCUCGGGCUCUCCAGGCUGCGAGGCCGUGCGCCUGUCCUGAGGAAACAUGAGUGUGUGUAGUGUGUGUGUGAGGCAGUUUAAACCCCGGGGACUUCUGGAGGAAAAGACAAGACGUGAUAACUGAUAUUACACACACACACGCACACACAUUCUCUCUCUCACACACAACACAAAGUACAUAUAUAAAUCUAUAUAUAUAUAUAUAAAGGACCUUCAUGACGGAGGCUGAAGAAAGGAAGUCACCGUUUGCACCAAAAGUGUUCUUUCAUCACAAGCGGAAAACUUCCUGUUUUUUGUUUUUUAAACAAGAGUGAAGACUUUACAAAAAAAAAAAAAAAGACAGUUUGGUUUUAUUAUGAAAAUCGUAACGCUCGAAUAAACUCCAAUCCCUUUUUUUUUUUUUCUUUUUUCUUUCUUCUGCAAGUUCCUAUGAAUCAUUAUUGUAACGCCAAUAAGAAGCGCUUCUGAAUGUCCAGUACUACUACAACUACACACACACACACACACACACACACACACACGAAGUAAACGUGUCCUAUACACCAGUCCCGAAAGCAGCGUUUAAUUUUUCUAUGCAGCGAGUGACGUCCGAAUCGAGAUUCUUCUCCAAUUUUAUGCAAAUUACACAAAUGCGACGACGGGAUACCGACCGACCGACCGAACGUCACAACUUGAGCGCGACUCCGAGUGAACGCGAAGGAGGAGGAUUUUAGUCCAAUGAGCUGUGCAUGUGCCCAUGAUUACGUAAUUAAGCUUCCCGUCCUUAUUUCAUUCUUCUCUCUCAACAAAGCCACGCCCUCAGUGAGUCAGGCGUUCCUGAAGUGAUGCAUUCUAGGAAAUCAUCAUCUGUAAAACCAAGCUUCUGAAUCUUAAUCAUGACCCGUGUUUAAAUGUUUGUUGUUAUUUCAGUUUAUUGGGUGAUGCAGCACUUCAUAGCUGAUCCAUCUCUCUCUCACACACACACAAACACACACACACACAGCAUUACUGCUUUUCUAUAUUGCGUUUAUUUUUUAUUUUUUGUCUGCUGCCGUAAAAGCAUCGUCAUUGUCCCCCUUUUUUUUGUUUUUGUUUUUUGGCAGGGAGGAUUUUUUUUUUUUUUGUGAAGCUGUGAAGGGUAACCCACGGUGGAUUCUGGGUAAAAUCUGCACCGUAGACUUUUUAAAGUCCCAAGUACGGAGUGAUGGAGUCACUUUCCUAAGGACUGUUGAAAAGCUUGUAUUUCAUAUCAUACUAAAAAAAGUUCACAUUCAUUUCUCUCUCACACACACACACAAACACAGCUCAGCUGCUCUGGGUUUCAUGAUGCACACCCUCAGGUAAACCUCUCGGUCUCUCCGUUUCUCCUCCGUCUGUUCAUUCCGGUGCCAUCGAAAACAAUAAUCUGGGUCUCUUUCAGUUUAUUUGUUGAUUUUUCUGCAACACAGUUUUUUUUUUGGACGUUUCUUAUGAAUUAACACUAAACCUCUCUCUCUCUCUCCCUCCUGUAUGGAAACACACUACAUCAGUAUUCAGGGAUUCAGCACUAUGCUUUUGUUAAAAAAACAUAUAAAUAAAAUAAAAAUCACAGUUCUUAUGCAAUCAUAGCAGGUGCAACAGCAACUUCUGUAACUGUAGCAUGUCUUGAUUUUAAGCUGCUUUAUUUUUUCCCCCGGUUAUUUAUUUUUUCAUGCUACAGUGGGUGCCAAUACUUUAAAACACUAAGUUGAAAUACAUACACACCUGAUCUACAAAUUAUAAACAAGAUGCACACACACACACACACACUACUGUUUCUCAUCACACUAUCUACGGUAUUGCAGAGGGAAGGGGAGUUUUAGUGUUAUUACGUGUGUGUGUGAGCGAGAGAGAGAGAUUUUGUAUCCUGUUUAAGGAGCAACAGGAGUGUAUAGAUGUUCUCGUGCUGUGAAUUUACAGAAAACACACAUCAGCUGUGCAGGCUGCUCGUUUUUUUUUGUUUGUUUUUUUAUGGACAGAGUUGAAGCCCUGAGUGUCACACACUUUAUUACCUUUUUGUUUGUUUUGUUGUUCUUGUUGUCGUUUUCUUCUCCCCUUUUCAGCCGCGCCUGCUCGUUUUUAAUGACCGUGGCCGAGCCGCGUGAGCGAGCGUCGCACGCAGGCCUCCUGAAGCUGCACAUAGCUGUAAAUACAGUGUGUGAACGUAUGAUGUAUGUUGUAGAUUACCAGUAUAGCAUGAAGUUGUUUUAUUUUCAAAGGUAAUCACCAGGCAAAAAAAACAAAAACAAAAAAAAUUAUAAUAAUGAUGAUGAUAAUAAUCCUUUUUACAAGAAAAAGAUGUACAUGAAAAGAAAAGAAAAAAAAAACUAUUCGAUAGUGAGAUGUUACAGUUUUAUAUAUAAACUAGAUUUGGGUCGUAUUAAUUUAUGUUAAGCCCCGGAAAUGUCACUUAAAUCCCCGCUGUGAAUUAUACGGGGUUACACUUUGUUUAUAUUUUGUGUUUAUAUAUAAAAACAUACAGAGUCAGCCAAAAAAAUGUAUACACACUUCAGGAAAUGAAAAAUCUUUAUAAAUAUUUUAAUACUAAAUUUAUUGUUUAUAUGUUUAAUAUGGAGAUUUAAGAGUCCAAAAUAUAUAUACACAUGCGUACACUAUAUUACAAAAAGUAUUCACUCGCCUGCCUUUACGUGCAUAUGAACUUGAGUAACAUCUGAUUUUUAAUCCAUGUUUAAUAUAAUGUUAGCCCCGCCCCCUCUGCAGCUAUAACCGCUUCAACUGGUGUAGGGUUUGUUUUCCAGGGGUUGGACUCCGCCCCUUUUACUUCCAGUCAAAGAAACUCUUAAUGCUUCAGCAUACCAAGACAUUUCACCUUGUGGGAAGCAAAAGGGGGCGGGGCGGGGUCAGCAUCAUAUGGAUUGGGAAUCGGAUGUUACUCAAGUUCAUAUGCAUGUGAAGGCAGGCGAGCGAAUCCUUUAGGUAAUAUCGAGUAUAUAUAUAUAUAUAUAUAAUAUACACACACAUCAUACUAUUUUCCAUUUCCUGAAGUGUGUAAAAAAAAAUGUUUGGCUUGCUCUGUGUGUAUACACACACAUUUCUCAACUCAAAUGAAAUCGCAUUGUAAGCUUGUGCUUUGAAUGCAUCCACGAAAACAAAUAAAUAAUUAAAGGAUUGUACAACACUAAACAGGACCCGAGCUUAUGUUGUGAGCUGUGUGUAGCACGACAGGGUUGCACAAUAUGCACACAAAAGUUAAACGCCCGUAUUAAAACCGUUUGUCAUGCUGUAGACGAGCGUCAUCCUUUUGGCUUGGAUUUCUGUUAACAUGCAAGCUUUAAGGCUCGUGUGGUUGUGAGGUGCCAAUAUUUUCUAACCGGAGAAAUUCCAGGGUUAAUCAGCCGAACAGUUUAGCAACCAGCAGUAAGAAAACAGCGAGAGGAAAUCCAGCUUAAUUAUUAUUAUCGUUGUUGUUUAUUUAUUUAUUAGUAAAAUAGCAGACAGCACCCGAUGCAAAUUCCUCGUUUCCCUUUCAGAGAAGAAUUGUCUCUUCCACUAGGAAAAUUAUCGAGUAAGCAGAAAGGCGUCGCGUCAUCAUCACCAUCACGCGCUGGACCUGGGGCUCUGUUAAAGACGAACGUUUUUCAUCAACUGUAAUUCACCUUCCAGACACCAGAGGGCUCUAAAGUCAGACAGCGCUGCUUUAACGCGACCAGUUUCAAAGGAAUUUAAACGCAUUUUGCGAUAAUGAUUU
Clarias gariepinus (North African catfish) is the source of this 6474-nucleotide messenger RNA. RefSeq names its product activin A receptor type 2Ab (gene acvr2ab). Gene Ontology annotation, molecular function: activin binding; activin receptor activity; ATP binding. Bases 1165 to 2706 code for a protein of 513 amino acids. The record is from RefSeq and is a predicted model, not a curated record. Gene Ontology annotation, cellular component: plasma membrane; activin receptor complex. Gene Ontology annotation, biological process: activin receptor signaling pathway; cellular response to growth factor stimulus; protein phosphorylation. NCBI's taxonomy places the organism in Eukaryota, Metazoa, Chordata, Actinopteri, Siluriformes, Clariidae. The transcript has 11 exons.